Messenger RNA from Cyanistes caeruleus (blue tit), 522 nucleotides. The record is from RefSeq and is a predicted model, not a curated record. NCBI's taxonomy places the organism in Eukaryota, Metazoa, Chordata, Aves, Passeriformes, Paridae.
CUCUGCCUCUUUGCCCUCUUUGUCCAGGUGUUCUACAACGGUGCCAACGUGAAGCAGGUGGAUGUGCCCACGCUGACCGGCUCCUUUGGCAUCCUGGCAUCCCACGUCCCCACGCUCCAGGUGCUCCGGCCGGGCGUUGUCACAGUCCACGCUGAGGAUGGGACGGCCACCAAGUACUUUGUGAGCAGCGGCUCUGUCACUGUCCAUGCCGACUCCACGGUGCAGGUGCUGGCAGAGGAGGCAGUGACCAUGGACAUGCUGGACCUGGCUACUGCGAAAUCCAACCUGGAGAAAGCUGUGUCAGAGAUGGCAGCAGCGUCCGAUGAAGCCGCUAAAGCAGAAGCUCAGAUUAAGGUAGAAGCUAAUGAAGCUCUGGUAAAGGCUCUGGAGUAAAUCCAGGAAUCCCACUGUGGAUGCAGAACUCCCAGUCUGUGUCUGUUCUGCUCCCCGGCUGUACAGAUGGAACGGGACAAAUGGAGGUGGAGAAAUGGUUCUGAUCAAUUAAAAGGAAAUGUGACCCCC